AUGCAAUUCGAGUACUUCUCCGAAUUUCACCCGCAUACCUGUAAUACGAGAGCGCAUGAUAGACAGGAAGCCCAUCUCCAUUUCCUCGUCGAACAACAGGGCGCUCUCCGGCAUUAUGGCGUCAUUUUAAGAGAAUGGAAACCCCUCCCUCAUCAGCCACUAAAGGGACCCGAUCACUUUGACGUCUCGGAUAUCAAUCAGCUGGCCAUGGAUGAGGAUUAUCAUGUCCAAGUUAAAGCUGUGGAAGAUAUUGAUGCUAAUCUGGAGGCGAUUUUAAUGGAAUUGGCGGGAAAAGUGGACUUUAGUCAUUUGUUAAUGAUCGACCCUACCCCCAGAAACCUCCUGAAAUGGUCGGAUUGCCUCGUAGCCCUGAAAACGACAAUCCACAGACUACAGACUACAUUCACCCAGGGCGAAAUGCCCUCAGAAAUUAAUGAAUUCUUGUGGAAACUGAAGGGAACGAGCAGUAUUAAGUUGAUAGCCGAUGCUGGGAAUUCUCUCCCUGCUGGAAUCCUAAAAAUACCUACCGUAAUUGGUGCGGAGACGCUGCAGAUCGAGUUGGGACAUUUCUCGGCGCGUUCCCAAUCUCACAAGGAAGAAUCGAAUCAACAAUUGGAGGCAGAAGAAGAUGUGAUGGGAUUGAGGGGGAAGACGAUACACAUCAGAGGGGCUAGAAUUACACCAAAGGAGUCUAAUCGGAUUAUCAAGUGCUGGCUCUCCGCGCCCCAGCCCACAAAAAUCGACAUAAAAAUCGCGAUCGACUCGGCGAGAUUCUCGAAGGAGGAAGUGUUUGACGGGAUACAAUAUGAGCCCCGCAACGCCCAAUAUCGGGGCCAAUAUUUGAUCGAGCGGCCGAACGGCAAUGGUAUUCUUGCGGAACAGGCCGUUGUCUCGUAUCUAUGCGGAAACUUCACCCUCAGCACCCAGAUCGACACGGAGAAACAGCUGCAGCGGUGGUUCUUC
Messenger RNA from Mesorhabditis spiculigera, 963 nucleotides. NCBI's taxonomy places the organism in Eukaryota, Metazoa, Nematoda, Chromadorea, Rhabditida, Rhabditidae. The record is from the annotation of a GenBank genome assembly.